Messenger RNA from Aethina tumida (small hive beetle), 710 nucleotides. RefSeq names its product thioredoxin-like protein 4A. NCBI's taxonomy places the organism in Eukaryota, Metazoa, Arthropoda, Insecta, Coleoptera, Nitidulidae. Gene Ontology annotation, cellular component: spliceosomal complex; U4/U6 x U5 tri-snRNP complex; U5 snRNP. Gene Ontology annotation, biological process: mRNA splicing, via spliceosome. The coding region runs from base 114 to 542 and encodes 142 amino acids. The transcript is spliced from 3 exons. The record is from RefSeq and is a predicted model, not a curated record.
AAAAAUCGUUUAUAAACGUUUGUUGACAGUGUCUAUUUGAUAUUUAUUUACCAAAUAAUCUUAUUAGACACCCACUUUCUUCUUAUUGUAAAAGCCUAAAGAACUUUACAAACAUGUCUUAUAUGUUAGCACAUUUGCACAAUGGCUGGCAAGUAGACCAAGCCAUUUUAUCCGAGGAAGAUCGAGUUGUGGUGAUAAGAUUUGGACAUGAUUGGGAUCCGUCAUGUAUGAAAAUGGAUGAAGUACUGUACAGUAUUGCAGAAAAAGUAAAGAACUUUGCAGUUAUUUAUCUUGUCGAUAUUACUGAAGUACCAGAUUUUAACAAAAUGUAUGAGUUAUAUGAUCCUUGCACAGUCAUGUUUUUCUUCAGAAAUAAACAUAUUAUGAUUGAUUUAGGGACUGGUAAUAACAAUAAAAUUAAUUGGCCCUUAGAAGAUAAACAAGAAAUGAUUGACAUAGUUGAAACUGUUUAUAGAGGUGCCAGAAAAGGACGUGGUUUGGUAGUAUCUCCAAAAGAUUACUCAACUAAAUACAGAUAUUAGUUUUAUGUGUUUUUGUUGAUAUUCUAAUAAAAGGAAUUUAUUUAUAGAACAAUUAAAAUAAUUUUCAUAUUAAUAUGUAAAUGAUUUUGUGAGCAAGUUUUGUAAUAACUUAUCUGGACUUGAAUUGCAUGUUAUAAUAAUAGGUAAUAAAGUAUAUAUUUGAGGAGA